Messenger RNA from Solea senegalensis (Senegalese sole), 3470 nucleotides. RefSeq names its product aspartyl-tRNA synthetase 2, mitochondrial (gene dars2). Gene Ontology annotation, cellular component: cytoplasm; mitochondrion. NCBI's taxonomy places the organism in Eukaryota, Metazoa, Chordata, Actinopteri, Pleuronectiformes, Soleidae. The record is from RefSeq and is a predicted model, not a curated record. Gene Ontology annotation, molecular function: nucleic acid binding; aspartate-tRNA ligase activity; ATP binding. Gene Ontology annotation, biological process: aspartyl-tRNA aminoacylation. Bases 525 to 2507 code for a protein of 660 amino acids. The transcript has 17 exons.
AAGACAGAUAGAAAGUAGUGUCAUAAGGUCACUUGUUCGUCUAAAAACUAAAAACCGUAAUAACAGUAACAAUAGAAACAUUCGCGUUUGUCCAGUCAAAACAGUGACAAUCAUUGAGCAGCAGGGGGCGAUGUGAGUUUGUGUGUGACAGAUUGCUGGAGAGAAAUGAAUUGCACUUACACUCCUAACCAUUUGGUGGCGCUGGUGCGCAAUCACAUAGUUUGCCCAUCGCUGACAGGAAGACAUUAGAAGCAGUAGCAUUGAGCUAACGUGUGUGAUGAGAGGACAGUCAGUCUACAUGAGUAGAGUCGCGGGAGACAUUUGCCAGGAAAGUGCCGGAGUUUGACAACAUGACGCGACAGCGGAGCUUUCUGUCACUUUACGUGUGUUUAUGAGCGUGUGAAAGAGUGACGGUACGUGUUCAAUAACAGUGUCGUGACUACCCCGGCGUGAGCAGCGGUACACGCCUCUUCCUGUCACCGUUCAUUCAUGACGGCGUGAGCUUCAAAGUGUGUGUUUACACUAUGGCUUCAAAGAGCAGACUGUUCCUCCAGAGGCUGUUGACUAUUGGACUCAGAGGAACUCGCGCCGCCUGGUGCCGCAGCUCUGCUUCCGCCUGGAGUCAAGGACGAGCUGGUGUCAGACAUGUGAGCUGCUCAUACUCUGUCUGCAGACCACAGUCUACUUCCACAGGUUUGAGUAGCUGGUCGUUCAGGAGUCACACCUGCGGAGAGCUGAGAUCACAUCAUGUGGGAGACACGGUCACUCUGUGUGGUUGGGUGCAGUACCUCAGACAGGACCUCUUUGUCAUCCUGCGAGAUUUCAGUGGCCUGACGCAGAUUUUAAUUCCUCAAGAAGAAUCUGCGAGUCACUUGAAAGCAGUGCUGUGUGAUCUCACAGCCGAGUCCGUCAUCAAGGUUACAGGGACUGUCAGAAGACGACCAGCAGGACAGGCGAACAAGGCGAUGCCAACAGGAGAAAUAGAAAUCCAUGCUGAGAACGUGGAGGUUUUCAAUGUGUGCCGCCAACUGCCUUUUGAGAUUAAAGACUUUGUCAAAAAAUCCGAGUCUUUGCGGAUGCAGUAUCGCUACCUGGACCUGAGGUCUUCUCAGAUGCAGAGGAACCUUAGACUGAGAUCUCAGCUGGUGAUGAAGAUGAGGGAAUACCUCAGUAACACACAUGGUUUUGUUGAUGUGGAAACCCCAACUCUGUUUAAAAGAACACCAGGGGGAGCCAAAGAGUUUGUGGUUCCUUCCAGAGAGCCGGGUCGGUUCUUUUCACUACCGCAGAGUCCACAGCAGUUUAAACAGCUCCUGAUGGUGGCUGGUAUAGACAGGUACUUCCAGAUGGCUCGGUGCUACAGAGAUGAAGGCUCCAAACCCGACCGACAGCCUGAGUUCACCCAGGUGGACAUUGAGAUGUCUUUUGUGGACCAGGCGGGUAUCAUGUCCCUCGUGGAGGGCAUGUUACAGCACUGCUGGCCCGCAGAGAUGGGUCCAAUUGAGGUUCCUUUCCAAACCAUGACAUAUGAAGAGGCCAUGAGGGACUAUGGUGUGGACAAGCCUGACACUAGAUUCAGUAUGAAGCUCAUCGACCUCAGUGAGCUUUUCUUAUCCACAGACAUCGAGUUCCUCAGAUCGGCUCUCGGUCGUCCACGAGGCUCCGUUCAAGCAAUUUGUGUCCCCAGUGGAGCGAAACUUUUCACUGGGAAAGACUUGGACGGACUGAAACAAACAGCCAAGACUCAGUUUGAACAGGAGCUGAGUGUGGUGCUGGUCAGAGAAGAUGGAACAUUAAAGUCUCCUCUGAGAAAACUGCUGUCUGACUCUGUCACUGAGGAGCUGCUGAACCAGACUGGAGCCAAACCUGGAGACCUGCUGCUGAUAGCAGCUGCUUCCCUCCACACUGUGCGUCCAUUACUGGGUAAUCUUCGCUUACAGUGUGCAGAGAUCCUGGAGUCUUAUGGCGCUUCACCACGAGACCUUUCUGCCUUCCACUUCCUCUGGGUUGUGGACUUCCCUCUCUUCUUGCCGAAAGAGGAUGAGCUGGAGCAGCUGGAAUCAGCCCAUCAUCCAUUUACUGCUCCACUGCCCGAGCAUGCACAGCUCCUCUACACCGAUCCACACAAGGUACUUGGCCAGCACUAUGACCUGGUACUGAAUGGGUGUGAGAUUGGAGGAGGAUCCAUCCGUAUACACAAAGCUUCGGAGCAGCUUUAUGUCCUGAAGAAUAUCCUCAAGGAGGAUUCCAGUCUCCUCUCUCACCUGCUGGAGGCUCUUGACUCUGGAGCGCCACCACAUGGAGGCAUUGCAUUGGGCCUGGACCGGCUGCUCUCCAUCAUGGUCGGGGCGCCCAGCAUCCGGGACGUCAUUGCUUUCCCCAAGUCAUUCCGGGGUCAUGACCUCAUGAGCCACGCUCCUGACUUGGUGUCCGAGGAGGAGCUGAAGUCCUAUCACAUCUCUGUGAGAUGGCCAACAGAUGGAGGAGGAGAAGAUGAGGGGAAGUGAGAAAGUGGAGAAUCUCUGUAACCCUGACAACGGAGGAAAGAGGACGAUGGCGGGGAGACAGGGACGAGCUGACGCCGCCGAGUGGAUUAUGAACUCUGCUUUCUGUUAGAGGUGAUGAGGAGGAGGAGGAGGAGGACGACGACGUGACUGUGUGGGACGAUCUGGUUUUGCCAUGACAUGAACACAGAGCUCAGAUAAUCAGAUUACAGCCAGUGUCACUGAUGAUGUCAUUUCCUGUCAAUCCAACACCUCAAACGACAAUUGCUGUGAUUAAUCAUUGCUUCAUUAAACAGAACUUUAAUGACUGUUUUGAGCUGUCACAUGCUGACAAAACUACAUCUCUAGAAAAACACACCAGACCUGGGAUUUUUUUGAGGUUGCAAAAUGAGUUUCAGCUUUACUGGAGGGCGCUGUCACUAAUAUAAUCAUGUUUCAGUUUAUCCAUAUUCAUGCCAACAGUUUGAAUAAAAGCAGAAUGUAUAAGAGAACUUUUCUACUAUAGGAGUAUUAUCAGACUCCAAAGAUAUUGUUUGUUUUGCAUUCAGCUGCUUAACAAAGUGAAUCAUGAGAAAAAGAAAUGCUUCAUUAUUGCCUAUAAAACCAGAAUCAGCUGUCUUACAUUUUGUUGAACAUUUUUAAUAACCAUUGUAUCAUGUGAUUAUUUGUAAUCUCUGUACCAAAAAUUAAAAAAAAAUUGAGUUUUGUUUUGUGUAUAUGUCCAGCAUAUUCUUUGGCCAUCCCUAACAGAGCCAUUAAGAAGGUCAACCAAAUUAAUUUUGAUUAUAUUUGGAAAAAAAAGAUGCACUUUAUUAAGAGAACAGGGAUGGCCAAAUAAUACAAAGAUGGGGGCCUACAGGCUAUUGAUUUUGAUUCUAUCAAUGGAACACUGAAAAUGAACUGGUUAACAUCCAUCCUUAAAAAUAAAAGCUUCUGGUAUCAUAUCCCCAGAGAAAUAUUUAAGAA